Gongylonema pulchrum is the source of this 925-nucleotide messenger RNA. The record is from the annotation of a GenBank genome assembly. NCBI's taxonomy places the organism in Eukaryota, Metazoa, Nematoda, Chromadorea, Rhabditida, Gongylonematidae.
CCGCUCAAUUCGCAAUCAAAUAUACUCAGUGCUGCUGGAAGAUGACAGUCAAGCCACUCUAUCCAUUCGACCCGGAUGAAUAUCUUCGCGCAUUUUACUCAUCGCCCACUGAAGAUACAGCGAUGCGUACGGUGCUCUUCUUUCUGCCUGGCAUUCUGUACUGGGUUCCGGAGAAAAUUCGAACAUUCGACCCGGAUGAAUAUCUUCGAGCGUUUUACUCCUCGCCCACUGAAGAUACAGCGAUGCGUACGGUGCUCUUCUUUCUGCCUGGCAUUCUCUACUGGAUUCCGGAGAAAAUUCGAACAGUGCUUGAUCUCGGAGCUGGUCCCACAGUUUAUGUACCAAUUAUAUUCCGCAGACAUGCCGAACAGAUUUACAGCGCCGACUAUGCGCAGCGCAACUGUGAAAUGCUGAAAAUAUGGGCCGAGAAUAGAUCAUCAUUCGAAUGGACCGAAAUAUGCAAGUGGAUAAGAAGCAUUGAGAAUUCGAAUGAAUCACACUCAGAAAUGGAAAAAUCUGCUCGCAGUAAGCUUGCAGCCGUUCUAAGGAUUUACAGCGCCGACUAUGCACAGCGUAAUUGUGAAACGUUGAAAAUAUGGGCCGAGAAUAGAUCACCAUUCGAAUGGACCGAAAUAUGCAAAUGGAUAAGAAGCAUUGAGAAUUCGAAUGAAUCACCCUCAGAAAUGGAAAAAUCUGCUCGCAAUAAGCUUGCAGCCGUUCUAAGGAUUGAUUUACAUGCCCAACCGAACAUCCAGUGCAUUCACUUCAAGCGUUCCAGCUCUGACCACAUACCUCAACAAUUUCAAAUCGUUGUUUCUAUUUUUUGUUUGGAAUACUCAUGCGAGAACGCUCAUGAAUACCGCCAGGCGGUUCGCAAUACGGCAAACCUCAUCGAACCCAAUGGAUUUCUUGUCAUUUCAUAAAA